UGUUGCUCUACACGCGUGCGGUUCGCAGUUGCCUCCAUCGUCAGUGUGUUAGUGUUAGUUAGUGUUGGUGUAAGUGCGUGGCGUGCGUUUUGCUUACAUUUUAGGGCGCGCGAGUACUUGGCUAAAUACCCAUAUAUACAUAUAGACUACAAGAAGCCCGAGCUAAGCCACAACGUGAGGCGCGCACAAACAUUUUUAUGUGCGAGAAUUUUAAGUGCAAAUUCACAUACGAGCAACAACAAUGACGACAGCCAAAUGUUUACAUAGCUGCUGCUGCCGCUUGACUUUAAGCAUCCUGCUGUUGCUAGUUGCGCUGACUGCAGCAACGCCCAAUGGCUAUCCGCGUGAAAUAUGUCAAUAUCGCAAGGGUAAACCGAUACAACCCACAAGCGUAUAUCGCAAUCAUUUGAUUGCCAUACGCGAGCAAAUGCUAAUACGUGCCACACUCGAGGGACCCGAGAUCUAUGGCUACAUACUGCCCUCCACCGAUGAGCAUUUGAACGAGGAGGUGGCGACGCGUGAUCAGCGUCUGCGCUAUCUCAGCGGCUACACAGGCAAUCGUGCCUUUGCGGCUAUAACGCAGCAAGGCGCCGCCUUAUGGGUAGAACAUCGCUUUGCGCAGCAAGCGGAUGGCGAGCUGGACUGCGACUGGCAGAUUUAUUUGUCCAACGGCAAUGUAAGCAUUGCCGACUGGCUGGCCACUCAGCUGCAUUUCAACAAACGCAUUGGCGCCGAUCCACAUCUGGUGCCGCAUCAUCUGUGGCUGCGUUGGGAACGCGAGCUGGCAGCCAAGCCGCUCAAGCUUGUGCCCAUCAAUAGCAAUCUGGUGGACAUGAUUUGGGAGGGCGAGCGACCAGCGCCACCCAGAGAGAAUGUGAUUCAAGUGCAAACGCGUGACUUUGCAGGUGAAAAAUGGGAGGAUAAAGUAAUUGAGCUGCGACGUCAACUAAACAAACUAAACUGCGAAGCAAUGAUUGUUACAUCCUUAACUGAGAUUGCUUAUCUGCUGAAUAUACGCGGCACAGAUAUACCCUAUACACCUGUAGUGAAGUCCUAUGCCAUUGUCAGUUUGACUGACAUAUUCUUCUAUGUGGAUCAUACUAAAAUUAAUCUAAGCAUAGAUUUGCAUUUGCGUACGGAUUGUUAUAAUGAAAAUUGCGUCAAAAUCAAGGAGUACAAUCAAGUUUGGAGUGACAUACGCACGUACGUGCAAAUCUGGAAGCGUGUGCUUGUGCCUGCGCCCUGUGUGCAAGAGCAAGGCGCCUCCGAAGCCAUCUACUCAUAUGUGCCACAGAAGAAUGUCUUCGAACACAUUUCGCCCAUAAUCUUUAUGCGCGCGCAGAAGAAUUUUGCAGAGCAGGAAGGCAUGCGUAUGGCGCAUAUACGCGAUGGCGCUGCACUCUGCGAAGCGAUGAGCAAUCUGGAGUCGAGAUUCUACACUGAGCAAUGGACGGAGGAGAAAAUUAAAUACGAAAUUGAGCUGUGGCGUUUAUCUCAUGCCAAUGCCAAGGGCUUGUCGCUGCGCACUGUUGUUGCCUAUGGCGAGCAUUCGGCGCUGCCUUAUUACAUAUCCAGCAAUGUAACCAAUAUAGAGGUGUCUGAUCAGAGUUUGCUGGUCAUAGAGUCGGGUGGUCAGUAUCUGGAGGGCACAACAGAUGUGUCACGCACUUUUAUCUUUGGCGAACCCACGCGUGAUAUGAAACGCGCUUAUACAGCUGUGCUAGCGGGUAUUUUACAUAUAUCGGAUUUGAGAUUUCCGGCGUCUGUAAAGCCCGCAGGUGUGGAUAGUGUAGUGCGUGCUAAGGUGUGGCAUGAAUUGAGCGAUUAUCCGCAAGCUACAGGUCAUGGCAUAGGCGCCUAUGGCUCUGUCGAAGAACCUCCCAUCUCUGUGGCUUAUGGACAAAACAAUAACUUUCUCUUCAAGCAAGGCUACUUCUUUUCCAGCGAGUCUGGUUUCUAUAAGCGCAAUGACUUUGGUGUGCGCAUCAAGAACGUGCUGGAGGUUUUGGAUACGGACAAGACUACAACCAGCGGUGAACACUUUCUAGCAUUCCAAUCGGUUACGCUGGUACCAUAUGAACCCAAGCUUAUUGAUGGCUCCAUGCUCAGCUCCGAUGAGAAACGCAUGCUAAACAAAUACAAUGCCAAAAUACGCAAACAAGUGGGUGACGAGCUUAAGAAACUGGGCAGCAUGAAAGCCUUUUACUGGAUGAUGAACAAAACUCGACAUAUACGCGAAUAUCUGCCCGAGGAUGAAUAUCGUGCAGCCAUGGGCGGUGGUGUGGAUCGGCUGCAGCUGAAUUAUUUCUACAUAUUAACACUCAGUCUGCUGAGCUGCACUUUGUUCAUUUGGAGUGCCUAGCUAGCAUAUAGUUUAACUUAGCCUAUGCUUGUGUGUAUGAGUAUGCGUGAAUGUGCUUUGAGUGUCUGUGUAUAACUUUGGAAUAUCUUAGUACUUAGUUAGCUAUGAAAUUUAAAGAGAGAAUUUGGGACUAACAUUUAAAUGAAAAUAAUACCAAUAUUAAUUGUUAGUUAUUGUAUUUAAGUAGACGCACUUUGUUUUUAGCUUGAGCCAACAUUAAUUCCACAACAAAACCCUAAAACAUAACUAAACCAAGCCAUAAAUACGUAUAAUAAACAAAAAAAAAAAUUAAAUUGUUAAAAAUAUUUUG
This is a messenger RNA of Drosophila busckii, 2672 nucleotides long. RefSeq names its product probable Xaa-Pro aminopeptidase P. The coding region runs from base 242 to 2362 and encodes 706 amino acids. Lineage: Eukaryota; Metazoa; Arthropoda; Insecta; Diptera; Drosophilidae. The record is from RefSeq and is a predicted model, not a curated record. The transcript is spliced from 8 exons.